GUAUGUAUGUAGUUAGGUUUUUGAGUGCAUAUAUUCGUUUCUUCUGGCCUUCCAAAUCGAACCAGAUCUCGACAUGGCGACUGUAUUAUCUGAUGAUGGCAAACACGUUGUAGUGAUUGCCUUCCCCUUUGGGAGCCACCCUUUAGCUCUUCUAAACCAGGCCAUCAGACUUGCUCGCGCUGCUCCAAACAUCGCUUUCUCGUUCAUCAACACUGAAAAAUCAAAUCAGUCCCUCUUCUCCAAGCAACCAAACAUACCACAAAACAUCAAACCCUACACAGUUUCUGACGGAGUACCAGAUCAGGAUCACGUGCCAGGCACGCUCCCCCUCCCUGGUCCAGUACUAGUAGACUUGUUUCUUCAGGCUAGUCUUGAGAACCUUGAACAGGCCAUAGAUUUGGCAGUGAAGAGCACAAACCAGAGAGUCGCUUGCAUUCUUUCAGACACUUUCGUAAGUUCUCCUUCUCUCUCUCUGUCCCACAAACUCAAUGUCCCUUACAUUGCAGCUUGGCCUUCGCUUUCGAUCUCAGUCUCUCCUCAUUUCUACACCCACUUAAUACGCCAAAAGAUCACUAAUUCUCAUGAACCAAACAAAAACACAUACCUUGAUUUCCUUCCUGGUUUGUCCCACUUGCGUGUUGAGGACUUGCCACCUGAUGUCUUGCUCAAAACUGGCGAAGAACAUAAAGAGACUGUGUUCAGUAAAAUACUAGCUUCUUCGGGACAAGUUCUUCCUCAAGCAAGAGCACUAGUUCUGUGUUCCUACGAGGAAUUAGAUCCUCCUCUCUUUGUUCAGGACCUUAAGUCCAAGUUAAAGUCACUGCUAUACAUUGGUCCUCCAUUGUCACGACCUGACAGUGCCGACCCCAACGGGUGCUUGCCAUGGUUGGACAAACAAGGCUCUAGAUCAGUGGUUUAUAUCAGCUUUGGAACUGUGGUGGCCCCACCCCAACAAGAGCUUGUAGAAGUUUCAGAAGCACUUGAAGCUAGUGGGUUUCCAUUUCUGUGGUCUCUAAAGGAUGAUCAAAAGAGGCUUUUGCCAAAUGGGUUUGUUGAGGGGACAAGCAUGAUAGGGAAGAUAGUGCCUUGGGCUCCUCAAACACAGGUUUUAGCACAUGGAUCUGUGGGAGUGUUUGUGACUCACUGUGGGAGUAACUCAGUGAUGGAGGGUUUGGCCAAUGGAGUGCCUAUGAUUUGCAGGCCUUUCUUUGGAGAUCAUGGGAUGGCUGCAAGAACGGUGGUGGAUCUGUGGAGGAUUGGAGUCAAAACACAAGGUGGGGUUUUCACCAAAAGUGGAUUGCUUCAAAGCUUGAAUCUGAUUUUGGUGGAGGAACAAGGUAAGGAGAUCAGAGAAAAUGCCUUGAAGAUGAAAAAGACUAUGCAAAUUGCUGGCGGGGCAGACGGGAAAGCUGCUCAAGAUUUCAAGACUUUGGUAGAAAUAAUUACCAGUUCUUAAACCAUCCGCAAGUCUCUUAUAAUUACUAGUUAAUGAUGUGUAGUGUAUUCAGUAUUUACUUCCUCAUGGUUUCGUUCCAUUAUCUUAUCUUUUCAACAAGUUUCUGUCACUAAAACA
Molecule: messenger RNA, 1573 nt
Organism: Prosopis cineraria
Lineage: Eukaryota; Viridiplantae; Streptophyta; Magnoliopsida; Fabales; Fabaceae
Product: anthocyanidin 3-O-glucosyltransferase 7-like
Exons: 1
Coding region: 74-1456 (460 amino acids)
Molecular function (GO): UDP-glycosyltransferase activity
Source: RefSeq, a predicted model, not a curated record